CGCAUUCCCUCUCUUUAUUGUACUAUCUGAAUGAUGCUGAUAAAUGUAGAUGGUUGCCGGAAACCGCUAUCAACUGAAGCUCCGGACCGAAGCGCGCGAGGGUGCUCAGCCGACCCGCGAGGAGUGGAUCGAGGACGAGUCGUGUCGCCGGACGUACUACGCCGUUUACAUUUUCUUCGGCAUGCUCACGCUGACUUUCAACCACACCCCAGCGAUGAGCUUCGACGAGUUUGACAACUUGGAGCUGCCUUCCUCGGAAUCCAUGUGGAAUCUGGAUGUGACGGACGAUGAGGCAUGGCGUCGCAGCUUGGCGUCCUCCACGCCGCUUACUGUUCGUGAAGCGCACGACUGCCUUUUCCAGGGCGAGCAGACGCGCUACAGUGCUUUCGCCACUCGCGUGCUGAUCAAUGCGCUCUUCCUGCAAGUUUGGAACCACAAGAGGAGCUUCGAGGCCCUCCAGGACGUGGUGACCGAAUACAAGCUCCGCUUGGCGCUGGAGACGUGGGAGAGUUCGCUUGAAGUGUGCGAGCCGGAAACGAUCGUGGUGCCUCUCAGCACCCCUCAAAAGGGCCACCCCUUGAUUUUCAACUCGAUGGCCGUCUACCGCAACACCCGCGCUCGCCUGGAAGUUGACCUCAAGUCCAUCCAGGAGGCUCUGCGCUACCACUCAUCUUACGAGGUCGCUGCUGCGAUGACGGUCGCUCGCGAGAAGGUCAAGCGGUCUCAGGAGAUGAACAAGGUGAUCCAGUCGUGCUUUGAGUGCAUUGAGAUCGCCGCUGUUCAGGGCAUCAACUGGGUCGCCAAGACAUCUGCAACCAAUUGGAGCGUCGAGCAUCCUCUCUGCGGCUUGGAUUUGAUGGUCAUCCUCAGCCUCUGGCUCUAUCGCCUGGAACAUGACGAAGAGCCCGCAUCGGAGGCUGAGAUGGCCAUCUACAAUAAGGUGCGGAAUCUGUUUGAUGAUGACGCCGUCGAUGCUUUUGGAAAACUCAGCUCCACCGUGGCCCGUGUAUGGGGUAACAUCCUAGACGGCGUGGUAGUUUGGGGGUAAGUUGUCUUCUGCUAUGCUUAUGCUGUGAUAUGGUGUGCUAACUUGAAACAGAAUUACGAAGCUCAUGGGCGAGUCAUUCAAACUUCAUUCCCAGGCCUUGGUCGGCUACGAAGAUUCGUUGCGCGUUGCCAAGGACCAACCUA
Aspergillus piperis CBS 112811 is the source of this 1191-nucleotide messenger RNA. Its product is annotated as fungal specific transcription factor domain-containing protein. NCBI's taxonomy places the organism in Eukaryota, Fungi, Ascomycota, Eurotiomycetes, Eurotiales, Aspergillaceae. Gene Ontology annotation, molecular function: RNA polymerase II cis-regulatory region sequence-specific DNA binding; DNA-binding transcription factor activity, RNA polymerase II-specific. Gene Ontology annotation, cellular component: chromatin. Gene Ontology annotation, biological process: regulation of transcription by RNA polymerase II. The transcript has a single exon. Bases 50 to 1048 code for a protein of 332 amino acids. The record is from RefSeq and is a predicted model, not a curated record.